Malania oleifera is the source of this 471-nucleotide messenger RNA. Its product is annotated as protein GRIM REAPER-like. The record is from RefSeq and is a predicted model, not a curated record. The transcript has a single exon. The coding region runs from base 1 to 471 and encodes 156 amino acids. NCBI's taxonomy places the organism in Eukaryota, Viridiplantae, Streptophyta, Magnoliopsida, Santalales, Ximeniaceae.
AUGGCAGCAGCCACUCUCAUCCAGCUCACAACCAUCCUUCUCACUGUUUCCCUUCCCCUAACUUUACUAGCCUCCCCAUCCCCAAUUGCCUCUUUGUUCUCCGACGAUGCCGAAGACUAUGAAAAGUCUGUAAUUGACACUCCAUUUCUCAAUACUGGAUCCUUAAGAGGUAGGUUUUUGGCGAGUAUCAUAAAGAAAGGUGCACACUGCAUAGUUAGCAGCAACAUAUGCAAUGGAAUUUCAGCAAACAACGGCGCAAGCCAUCUUUUUUGCUGCAAGAGCCAUUGCCGAAAUGUCCUUCAAGACAAGAACAAUUGCGGGAUAUGCGGGCAUAAGUGUAAGUUUGGACAACUUUGCUGUGGAGGUAAAUGCACCAAUGUUGGAUCCAAUGACUUUCAUUGUGGCAAGUGCAACAAAGCAUGUGCUCCAGGGGUUAAAUGCGAAAAUGGUUCUUGUGGAUAUGCUUCUUAA